UUGGACGCGGAGUUCGGGACGAAGAAGAAGAAGAAGAGCUCGAAAAAGAAGACGGUGGAGCUGGAGGACGGAGAAGAGGCAGACGUGUACGCUGGUGAGGGACGAGAUGGGACGAACACGGGGAGCGGAACGUCGUGGGAUGGUACGACGCGGGAUUACCAUUACGACGAAAUGUUGGGACGCGUGUUUGGCAUUUUGAGGGAAAAGAAUCCGCAGUUGAGCGAAAAAUCGAAGACGAUCAUCAAGCCGCCGCAGGUGCUGAGAGAAGGGACAAAAAAGACGGUAUUUGCGAACUUGAUGGAGAUUUGUAACGCGAUGCAUCGACCGAGUGAACACGUGACGCAGUACUUGUUGGCCGAGCUGGGGACGAGCGGAACGUUGGACGGACAACAGCGUUUGGUGCUCAAGGGAAGGUUUUUGCCCAAGGUUUUCGAGGGCGUGUUGCGGCAUUACUUCAUCGAUUACGUCAUUUGCAAUAUGUGCAAAUCUUCGGAUACGCAGUUGGUGAAGGAGCAGUCGUCCCGUUUGUCGUAUUGCCGAUGCCAAGCGUGCGGUGCGUCGCGUUCAGUAGGAUCGAUCGCCAGCGGCUUCCGCGCCGUCGGAAAGGGCGAACGACGCAAAGCGAGAAACGCCACGGGCUAG
Molecule: messenger RNA, 642 nt
Organism: Ostreococcus lucimarinus CCE9901
Lineage: Eukaryota; Viridiplantae; Chlorophyta; Mamiellophyceae; Mamiellales; Bathycoccaceae
Exons: 1
Biological process (GO): formation of translation preinitiation complex; translational initiation; formation of cytoplasmic translation initiation complex
Cellular component (GO): eukaryotic translation initiation factor 2 complex
Molecular function (GO): translation initiation factor activity; translation initiation factor binding; mRNA binding
Source: RefSeq, a predicted model, not a curated record